AUGAAGUACUGUGACUGUGCCUGGCUGAUCAGGCAGACUGUGACUGGCACAGGAGAGCAUAACUGGAACUGCAGUUAUGCUCUCCUGCACAAGCUCCUCCACAGAAAACGAACACCUGGAGCAGAUAAUCAGGAGAAAGAGGAGAGAAGAACACAGCAACAGCAGCCGCUGGAGCAGCAACCACAGACACAGCAGCCGCUGGAGCAGCAACCACAGACACAGCAGCCGCUGGAGCAGCAACCACAGACACAGCAGCCGCUGGAGCAGCAACCACAGACACAGCAGCCGCUGGAGCAGCAGCCACAGACACAGCAGCCGCUGGAGCAGCAACCACAGACACAGCAGCCGCUGGAGCAGCAACCACAGACACAGCAGCCGUUGGAGCAGCAGCCACAGACACAGCAGCCGCUGGAGCAGCAACCACAGACACAGCAGCCGCUGGAGCAGCAACCACAGACACAGCAGCCGCUGGAGCAGCAACCACAGACACAGCAGCCGCUGGAGCAGCAGCCACAGACACAGCAGCCGCUGGAGCAGCAACCACAGACACAGCAGCCGCUGGAGCAGCAACCACAGACACAGCAGCCGCUGGAGCAGCAACCACAGACACAGCAGCCGCUGGAGCAGCAGCCACAGACACAGCAGCCGCUGGAGCAGCAACCACAGACACAGCAGCCGCUGGAGCAGCAACCACAGACACAGCAGCCGCUGGAGCAGCAACCACAGACACAGCAGCCGCUGGAGCAGCAACCACAGACACAGCAGCCGCUGGAGCAGCAACCACAGACACAGCAGCCGCUGGAGCAGCAACCACAGACACAGCAGCCGUUGGAGCAGCAGCCACAGACACAGCAGCCGCUGGAGCAGCAACCACAGACACAGCAGCCGCUGGAGCAGCAACCACAGACACAGCAGCCGCUGGAGCAGCAACCACAGACACAGCAGCCGCUGGAGCAGCAACCACAGACACAGCAGCCGCUGGAGCAGCAACCACAGACACAGCAGCCGCUGGAGCAGCAACCACAGACACAGCAGCCGCUGGAGCAGCAACCACAGACACAGCAGCCGCUGGAGCAGCAACCACAGCAACAGCAGCCGCUGGAGCAGCAACCACAGCAACAGCAGCCGCUGGAGCAGCAACCACAGACACAGCAGCCGCUGGAGCAGCAACCACAGACACAGCAGCCGCUGGAGCAGCAACCACAGACACAGCAGCCGCUGGAGCAGCAACGACAGACACAGCAGCCGCUGGAGCAGCAACCACAGACACAGCAGCCGCUGGAGCAGCAACCACAGACACAGCAGCCGCUGGAGCAGCAGCCACAGACACAGCAGCCGCUGGAGCAGCAACCACAGACACAGCAGCCGCUGGAGCAGCAACCACAGACACAGCAGCCGCUGGAGCAGCAACCACAGACACAGCAGCCGCUGGAGCAGCAACCACAGACACAGCAGCCGCUGGAGCAGCAACCACAGACACAGCAGCUGCAGCAACAGCUGAAGCAGUAG
Molecule: messenger RNA, 1509 nt
Organism: Procambarus clarkii (red swamp crayfish)
Lineage: Eukaryota; Metazoa; Arthropoda; Malacostraca; Decapoda; Cambaridae
Source: RefSeq, a predicted model, not a curated record